Molecule: messenger RNA, 468 nt
Organism: Symbiodinium pilosum
Lineage: Eukaryota; Dinophyceae; Suessiales; Symbiodiniaceae
Source: the annotation of a GenBank genome assembly
AUGGCUCUGCGUCGAUUCAACGCCGGCGGCAAGAAGCAGAAGGAGCUGACGGAAGAGCAGAAGCAGGAAAUCAAAGAGGCCUUCGACCUGUUCGAUACAGAUGGCUCAGGUGAGAUCGACUCCAAGGAGCUGAAGGUCGCCAUGCGCGCCCUUGGCUUCGAGCCGAAGAAGGAAGAAAUCCAGAAGAUGAUUUCUGACGUGGACGAUGAUGGCAGCGGCACCAUCGGCUACGAAGAGUUCCUGAAGAUGAUGACCCACAAGAUCCUGAACCGUGAUCCGAAGGACGAGAUCCUCAAGGCCUUCCGACUCUUCGAUGACGAUGAGACCGGUAAGAUUUCCUUCAAGAACUUGAAGCGAGUGGCCAAGGAUCAGCCGUUGAGCCUUCAAGGGGUCUUGAUCUAUCCGCACCACUGCAGCAUAAUCUCAGCGUUAAGCCUGCUGGUGGAUCGAAAGGCAGCACAGGGUUGA